GCAUCUACCCCCCCGCCGUAACCUUCUUCGACCCAGAAACCGACACCCUCCUCCCCACCCAACAAUCCCAAUACUACAACUACCUCGCCACCCAAACCGGCCUCACCGGCCUCGUCAUCCUCGGCACCAACGCCGAAACCUUCAUGCUCACGCGCGAGGAGCGGCUCAAACUCCUCCAAAUCGCCCGCGCCGCCGUCCCAGAAACCACACCCAUCAUCGCCGGCGUCGGCGGCCACUCCACCGCCCAAGUGAACGAGUUCAUCGCCGACGCGCACAGCGCGGGCGCGAACUUCGCACUCGUCCUCCCCUGCGCGUAUUUCGGGAAACAAACCACCCCAAAAGUCGUAGACGACUUCUACGAUGCCGUGGCCAAGCAAUCCCCGAUCCCAAUCCUGAUCUACAACUUCCCCGCCGUCUGCAACGGCCUAGAUCUCGACAGCGACCAGAUCGCCGCGAUCGCCCAGCGGAACCCGAAUGUGGUGGGCGUGAAGCUCACAUGCGCCAGCGUGGGCAAGAUCACGCGCCUAACGCACACGUUCCCACCCUCACGAUUCGCUGUGUUCGGCGGCCAGUCUGAUUUCCUGAUUGGAGGCCUCGCCUCCGGGUCGGCGGGGUGUAUUGCGGCUUUCGCGAAUAUCUUCCCCAAGACGCUGGUUCGGAUCUAUGAGUUAUACAAGGCGGGCAAGUUUGAGGAGGCGUUGAGGCUGCAGCGGGUGGCGGCGCACGCGGAGAAUCCGACCAAGGCGGGGAUCGCGACGACCAAGUGGGCGGUGAGUCAGUUUAGUGCGGUUGCGGCGGGGGUGGAGGGUGGUGAUAAAGAUAAACUAGAAAAGUUGCUCAGGCCGCGGAGGCCAUACGAGGAGCCUUCGGGUGCGAUCAAGGCGAAGAUUUUGGAGAAGAUGAGGGAGCUGGCUGAGAUUGAGAAGACUUUGUAG
This is a messenger RNA of Cyphellophora attinorum, 935 nucleotides long. RefSeq lists its product as uncharacterized. The transcript has a single exon. NCBI's taxonomy places the organism in Eukaryota, Fungi, Ascomycota, Eurotiomycetes, Chaetothyriales, Cyphellophoraceae. Gene Ontology annotation, molecular function: 4-hydroxy-tetrahydrodipicolinate synthase activity. The record is from RefSeq and is a predicted model, not a curated record. The annotation marks the transcript as partial.